Molecule: messenger RNA, 1269 nt
Organism: Venturia canescens
Lineage: Eukaryota; Metazoa; Arthropoda; Insecta; Hymenoptera; Ichneumonidae
Product: natterin-3-like
Exons: 4
Coding region: 89-526 (145 amino acids)
Source: RefSeq, a predicted model, not a curated record
AUCGUCGAUGUUGAAAACGGCUCAUCAGUGACUCUACACAUCAGUCAGACACCUUUGCUUCUCGGAGCAUUAACUCUCAAUUUUAAUCAUGCCUGGUUACAAAUGGGUCAGGUACACCGGUGCUCGAUAUUGCACUCCUGGCAUGAUCACCGCCGGCCGAGAUCACGAUGGUUCAAAUUUGGUGGUUGGGCGAGCCCAUCAUCAGGGUGAUUUACUCCCGGCUAAAGCGAAGCCCGAACACGGAGUUGCCUACGUUGCUUACGGAGGCCGAGAGCAUACGAAACACGAUUUUGAGAUUCUCAUGCCGGCUGAGUUCAAGUGGGUCCCAUCGAGACACGGCCAAGUUCAACCCGGAGCCGUAGAAGCUGGACGAACGUCCUCGGGCGAACUUUUGUACGUCGGUCGAUGCUUCCGCAACGGAGUUCCCGCCGUGGGGAAAAUCCAACCGAGUCACGGCUGUUUGUACAUCCCUUACAACGGCGAAGAAAUUUCUUACAGGGAAUACGAAGUGUUGGUGCAACACUGAAGCUUAUUCUUUCGAUCUGCGCGCGGCGGGACAACGAGAAAAAUAUUAUCUGCGAUAAAACCUGGAGAAGCAGCGACGAAUGCAAUCUCGUAGAAACAUCUUCGGAGCUUCGAGCAUGAGAACUGACAUUGGAUGACCAUAAACCGAGCUAUAAAACCAUUUGAGUCAUUUCAAAAUCUUUUUCUCUGCGAAGAAAAACCCACCACUCAACCCACACUCGCGUUCCACAUUCAACAAAAUUCUAUUGCUCAAUGAUAAAUUUAGUUCCGACUAUUUUCGUAUCCAAAGCAGUUCUUUUGACUGAGGAAACAUUUGUAAUGUCAAUCACACAGAAUGUGGGAUCGUUUCCUUCUCUAGGAGCUUCAACUCCGAGUUUUUUCGGCUCCUUUGAAAGAAUCGACAACAAAAAAUGUUUUCACACUCUCCACAUCGAUGUUUCGAAAACAUACGACAAAGUUUUAGUCCCAUAAUUAAAUGAGAAUCGAAAAAAGGCCUCGAAGUAUUAACACGACAAUUGACAAGAUUUCAAAGCCUUCGUACAGAGUUCCAACAAAUUUCCUCAAAAGUACAAUAAACGUGAAUAGCACCAUCUUGGUUCAUUUAACUCCCAAUUUUUGUUUUUUAUUUUCGGCCACGAGACCUUCCAAUAUUCUUUUUUAUCCCUAAAGAGAUUUCGUUCGUUUCUACGUUUUCUCCCCCACGACACCGGAUUCGAUUGCUGCGCUACGGGAAAGUAAUGUAUU